This is a messenger RNA of Closterium sp. Naga37s-1, 674 nucleotides long. NCBI's taxonomy places the organism in Eukaryota, Viridiplantae, Streptophyta, Zygnematophyceae, Desmidiales, Closteriaceae. The record is from the annotation of a GenBank genome assembly.
ACGGUCUCUCCCUCUUUGACCUCACUUCUGGUGCCUCUCCUGCCCCCGCUGCUGAUGCUGACGCCACUGUUCGCUCACAGUGGGCCACGCGCGAUGCUGCUGCACGUCUUGCUGUGCGUCGCCACCUACCUACCUCUGAGCGUGCGCACUUUAGCCAGUACAAGAGUGCUCAGACCUUGUACGACGCUGUAGUUGCACGCUACUCCUCCCCUGCCACUGCUGCACUGAGCCGCCUCAUGCUACCGGGUGUUCCCCCUCCCCUCUUUUGCCCUCUGUUGCCUCUGCUGCUGCGGCCGACCUCGCUGGUUUGGAGUCGGUUGGGGCAGCGUCUGCCCCUAGCGGGAGACGCCGCCCUGGCAGGGGCAAGGGGGGCAGGGGGCACUGGAGGAGCUAGCGGGGGCGGUGGAGGCGGCGGUGGAGGCGGUGGAGGAGGUGGGGGUGGCGGUGGGGGUGGUGGCGGGGGUGGAGGUGUAGGUGGCGGCAGUGGAGGCGCAGGCGGCAGCGGCGGUGGCGGAGGGAGCGGAGGUGGCGGUGGUGGAGGAGGAGGCGGCGGAGGAGGUGGAGCUGGUCGGGGUGGCGCUGCGCAGAGGGUCAGCUCCGGUGGUGGUCAGCGCCAGCAGCAGCAGCAGCAGCAGCAGCAGCAGCAGCAGCAGCAGCAGCGCACUCGUGACUGA